This is a messenger RNA of Caenorhabditis elegans, 917 nucleotides long. It is a transcript of the gene ercc-1, whose product is annotated as ERCC1-like central domain-containing protein. Gene Ontology annotation, biological process: DNA repair. Gene Ontology annotation, molecular function: damaged DNA binding. Gene Ontology annotation, cellular component: nucleus. The record is from RefSeq and is marked reviewed. Lineage: Eukaryota; Metazoa; Nematoda; Chromadorea; Rhabditida; Rhabditidae.
AUUGGAUUAGGAUGAAGCACACGGAGGAGUCACUGAUGUCGACAACUGAGAAGAGCCGAAAAGCAGAAGAAGAUGAUGAAAAGGAUAUGAAGAAGAGAACUCAAUUCCCAUCAUCAUCAACAUCAUCAGAUCCACCCGUAGGAAUAGGAGGAAGUGGAGCACUUGUGGUAAAUCGACGAAGACAAGAAGGCAACCCGGUGCUCAAGUACGUACGAAACGUGCGUUACGAGUGGGGAGACAUCGGACCUGAUUUCGAAUGUGGACCUACGUUCGGUGUCGUCUAUCUCAGUUUUAAGUACCACAAACAACAUCCGGAAUAUGUCUAUACAAGAAUCAAUGGAAAUGCUGAGAAUCGGUAUAGAAACAAGGUGCUACUUGGAUAUUGCAACAUGGAAGAGCCGAGACAUGUUCUUCGUGAGCUGAAUAUGAUUUGUUUCCGUGAAGCAUGGACCUUUGUAGUUGUUUACACGGUUGAGGAGGCUGCCGAGUACAUUGAGCUCUUCAAGACAACACAGAAGAAGGAAAUCACGAUCAAAAAAAAGGCGAUUGACGAUGGAGGGGACAGUUCGAUGAGUGAUGAACGCCGACGAAAUCGAGAAGCUGCCAUUGGAUUUCUGACCGCGGCUAGAAGUAUCACAAAAACAGAUGCGGAUCGUCUUCUAUUCCAUUUCGGCACUCUUCAAGCAAUUUCAACAGCUUCCGAAACAUCAAUUUCUGCAUGUCCUGGUGUCGGACCAAUCAAAGCUAAAAAUUUACACUCUUUUCUUCAUGCAAUUAUUUCACCUAACGAGCAGGAUUAAUCGAUAUUCUUUCAAAGUUUGAAUGUGACGAGUUGUAUAUUUACUUGAAUUUCGUAAUUGUCAUCAUCUUCCCUGUGAAUCAAACUCACCUGGUAAAUAAAAAUCAAAGAUCCCAUC